Macadamia integrifolia is the source of this 1690-nucleotide messenger RNA. RefSeq names its product RNA polymerase-associated protein CTR9 homolog. The transcript has a single exon. The coding region runs from base 419 to 1444 and encodes 341 amino acids. The record is from RefSeq and is a predicted model, not a curated record. NCBI's taxonomy places the organism in Eukaryota, Viridiplantae, Streptophyta, Magnoliopsida, Proteales, Proteaceae.
AGGUACCGAUGCAGAUUGAAUUAGAUCAUUUUGCCCCUCAAAAUACCUGUAACUUUUUUUUUUGGGGUCAUUUUACACUCCCCUGUAUUGAUAUGAUCACUGCAGUAUCGGUCAAGUACAUGUAUCAAUCACGGCCGAUAUACCUAAAAUCGGGGGUUGAAUGUCAUCAAGUCUAGGUGUUUGGUAUCAUUUCCCCCUAAUCAAGCAGCUACUAACGUAGGAGGAUUGAAUUUUUAAUUUUAUUGAAUGAUACGAUAUCGACAACCCACCUUCUGGAAGAUCUCGAACACAAACUUGAUUGAUCCCUAAGGAAACUCUGAAGAUUACCCUUUAGAUCUCCUAACAAUCACAAUUAUUUCUCCUGGCUUUGUUACCUCCAAGCAACCGGGGACCUCCAAUUCUGUAAGCUCAUUUGACAAUGGGCAGCGAGUGCAGUCAGAGUAAAAGGCUCUAUGACAUUAGCAUGUCCAAGAGAACUAGGAAGCCCAUAAAGCUGAAGGAUACUGAUCCAAAGGAUACAAAAAGGAGUUCUCCCAUAGGAGUUGAUGAGAAUGAAGAUGCCACCAAUCCUAGAAGCCUGAAGGAACCCAUGAAGCCUAUUGAAGGAGCCAAUGGACAAAGGAUAGUGAUGGGUACUCCCCAAAGUGAUGAUCUUUCUACAGGCAGCAGUGAGGAUGUCAGUCCUGAUCCAAAGGACACAAGGAAUUCUUCUUCUUCCAAAGGAGUUGAUGAGAAGGAAGAUGCCACCAAUCCUAGAAGCUUUAAGGAACCCAUGAAGCCUGAUGAAGGAGCUGAUGGACAGUGCAUAGUGUUGGGUCCUGAUCCAAAGGACACAAGGAGUUCUUCUUCUUCCAAAGGAGUUGAUGAGAAGGAAGAUGCUACCAAUCCUAGAAGCUGGAAGGAACCCAUGAAGCCUAUUGAAGGAACUGGUGGACAAAGUAUUUUGAUGGGUUCUCCCCAAAGUGAAAAUUCUUCUACAGGCAGUGGUGAGGAUUUCAGUCUUGAUCCAAAGGACACAAGGAGUUCUUCUUCCAAAGGAGUUGAUGAGAAUGAAGAUACCACCAAUCCUAGAAGCUUGGAGGAACUUAUGAAGCCUAUUGAAGGAACUGAUGGACAGGGGAUAGUGUUGGGUUCUCCCCAAAGUGAGAACCCUUCUACAGGCAGUAAUGAGGAUGUCAGUGAUCAUAGAAGCUUGAAGCUGAAGGAACUGAUGAUCAAUGUUGAGGGAGAUCAGAAGAAUGGUAACAAUUCUCUUGGCCACCAUUUCAUAGAAGAAGAGAAACAGCUUCAGUUGGUGACCAAACAGCAGGGAGAGCGCGCCGGAGGAGUCAAGAUGAGAGGGAUUGUAAGUCGAUAUGUCAAAGUCUUAAGCCAUUUGAUCAGGGUUAAGGGCGACAAGCGUUUGGGUUCCCAGAAAAAACGCGUUCUCCGAUUAACAAUGUAGGAUUUAAUCAUCUUUGGAUCUUCAUUCUUCACUGGGUUUGUACACAUUUUUAUUGUUAUUACUAUUAUUUUUUCAACAAUAGAGGUCUUGUAUUUGAUCAAGAACUUUAUUAUGUAUAUAUUGCUUAAUAAUUCAGUCAGAGAUCUGAGAAGGGAAGGAAGAAUCUUAUCUUCAUGUGGUUAUUAUAUCUGAGACUAAUAUUUUGUAUAAGCAUAUAAACUCAUCAAAAUGGUAUUUAUGUCUAAA